CACCAGCGCCCGGGACACGCCGUUCUGACAGUUUACGCUUACUUUUUGUCUUCCCUGGCAAAACAGGAAAAUGUCGGAGACUGCUCCAGUGGCUCCCACUGCUCCAGCACCUGCAGAGAAAACACCUGUUAAGAAGAAGGCGAAGAAAACGGGCGCAGCUGCUGGAAAACGCAAAGCGUCCGGGCCCCCGGUGUCCGAGCUCAUCACCAAGGCUGUGGCCGCUUCCAAGGAACGCAGCGGUGUGUCCCUGGCCGCACUCAAGAAGGCGCUGGCGGCAGCUGGCUACGAUGUAGAGAAAAACAACAGCCGUAUCAAGUUGGGUCUCAAAAGCCUGGUGAGCAAGGGCACCCUGGUGCAGACCAAGGGCACCGGCGCUUCGGGCUCCUUUAAACUCAACAAGAAGGCUGCCGCUGGGGAAGCUAAGCCCAAGGCCAAGAAGGCGGGCGCGGCCAAGCCCAAGAAGGCUGCUGGGGCGCCCAAGAAGUCUAAGAAGGCCACAGGCGCGGCUACCCCGAAGAAGAGCGUCAAGAAGACCCCCAAGAAAGCGAAGAAGCCGGCGGCGGCCGCUGGGGCCAAAAAAGUGGCCAAAAGCCCGAAAAAGGUGAAGGCAGCCAAGCCCAAGAAGGCAGCUAAGAGUCCAGCAAAGGCCAAAGCUCCUAAGCCCAAGGCAGCCAAGCCGAAAUCUGGCAAGCCGAAGGUUACGAAAGCGAAGAAGGCGGCGCCAAAGAAAAAAUAAACUUGCAGCGG
Equus quagga is the source of this 747-nucleotide messenger RNA. Its product is annotated as histone H1.3. The record is from RefSeq and is a predicted model, not a curated record. Lineage: Eukaryota; Metazoa; Chordata; Mammalia; Perissodactyla; Equidae. Bases 71 to 736 code for a protein of 221 amino acids. The transcript has a single exon. Gene Ontology annotation, biological process: nucleosome assembly. Gene Ontology annotation, molecular function: DNA binding; structural constituent of chromatin. Gene Ontology annotation, cellular component: nucleosome.